GUGUUUGUUCGCCUUUGGGCUUGUCUUCGUUGCUCGAAGAAGUGACUUGCUCUGCUGAUGUAGUCUUUCGCUGAGAGGACACCGGUGUCUCUGUUGUCGUGUCCAGAAGAAAUUGGACCAACGCGGAAAAUAGACAGAAGGUUUUGACAGCCGUAUGGGACAAAACAGUUCACAGGGUGCCACAAUGACUAAACCUGUCCGUGUCAUCGUGGUGGGAGCUGGCUGUCGAGGAGAGAUCUACUCCCAGUUUGCAUCCAUCCAUCCUGAUCGCAUGAAGGUUGUUGGAGUUGCUGAUCCAAGGAAAUUUGCUCGCACUAAACUUCAACGGCAACACAAAAUUGCAGAUGAAAAUGUAUUUGAUGACUGGCAUAAAUUAGCUGAAAGAGAGAUGUUUGCAGAUGCUGCGUUAAUUUGCACUCCAGACCGACUUCAUAAGGAACCUGCUGUGGCCUUUGCAAAGAAGGGCUACCACAUUCUGCUGGAAAAACCAAUGGCAACAACUGCUGAGGACUGCAAAGCGAUUGUGCAGGCUUGCACGCAGAGUGGUGUGAUGCUGUCAGUUGGACACGUUCUCCGAUACGAUCCCACCAUCCACAAGAUAAAGGAACUGAUAAAUGCUGGAGCCAUAGGUGAUGUGAUCCAUAUUCAGCACUUUGAACCGGUUGGUUUUUAUCACUUUGCUCACUCAUUUGUUCGGGGAAACUGGAGGAACGAAGCUGAGAGCUCUUUUGUUCUUUUGGCCAAAUCGUGCCAUGACAUCGACCUAAUACAUGACUGGGCUGGAGCUCGCAGGUGUGUGAAAGUGUCAUCAUUUGGAUCUGUCAGCCACUUCCAAAAAGAUGACAUGCCAACAGGUGCAGGGGAUCGCUGUGUGGAUUGUCCAGUAGAAAAAGACUGUCCAUACUCAGCAUGCAAAAUCUACCUGGACAGAGUGAAACAGGGUCACACUGGCUGGCCUGUAUCAGUCAUAUGUCCGAACUCGUAUCCAGACAUCGAGUCAGUAACCGAGGCACUGAGGACUGGACCAUAUGGGCGCUGUGUGUACAAGUGUGACAACGAUGUCUGCAGUAACCAGGUUGUGAACAUGGAGUUUGAAGGGGGUCUGACGGCAGCCUUUUCCAUGGUAGCCUUCACUGAGGAGAUGUGCAAGCGAAAAACAACCAUCUAUGGCAGCAAGGGGGAACUGUCAUAUGAUGGCCAUGAGGUACACGUGUUUGACUUUCUGACCCAGAGAUCCACUAAACACACAGCCAAAAGUAAUACCCCCAUGCACUUUGGCAUGGGUGGACAUGGUGGAGCAGACUACCACCUUAUGGAUGCCUUUAUUUCUGCUGUGGCGAACAAUGAUCCAUCCCUAAUCCGAUCGGGUCCUGAGGAGACGCUGCUGAGCCAUUUGCUGGUGUUUGAAGCUGAACGUUCACGACUGGAGGGCAGGGUGGUGUGCCCUGCUACUGCUGAUAUUAACCAGAGUUAGAGAACCAAAAACACUGUCAUGAAAAUGUCAGCUUAAAAAUCAAACACUAUGAUGAUACCUGGAUGAUUAAAGACACUGUUAGUCUGGUGAAUGAAAUGCCAAAUCCAUUAGUACUGCUAUGCUCAUGAUGCUGAUGAUUCACUUCAUAUUGUUCAGGGGAUUUUGAUACUGUGUGUUUGUGUUUGUGAGUGAAUGUGGGGACCUGUUUAGUUUUUUAAAUUGAUUAAAGUACUAAGUCAAGAACUUGAUCAUUUAUUGUUCAGCAUAAUGUUAUGACGUGAUCAUUCUCAAGCAAGUAUUGUUAAUGAAUUCUCAUAAUUUUUAGUAAAAACUUCUGAAUCUGUGUAAUUUCA
Molecule: messenger RNA, 1827 nt
Organism: Lates calcarifer (barramundi perch)
Lineage: Eukaryota; Metazoa; Chordata; Actinopteri; Centropomidae
Exons: 14
Coding region: 155-1474 (439 amino acids)
Molecular function (GO): nucleotide binding
Source: RefSeq, a predicted model, not a curated record